Messenger RNA from Phycomyces blakesleeanus NRRL 1555(-), 1215 nucleotides. RefSeq lists its product as hypothetical. The coding region runs from base 1 to 1215 and encodes 404 amino acids. The record is from RefSeq and is a predicted model, not a curated record. Lineage: Eukaryota; Fungi; Mucoromycota; Mucoromycetes; Mucorales; Phycomycetaceae. The transcript is spliced from 3 exons.
AUGAUCAUUGACCCUAUGCAUAAUCUGUUUCUCGGAACUGCCAAGAGAAUGAUGGAUAGAUGGGUUGCAGAUGAAAUAAUCGCUGACAAGAAACUCGCUGCCAUGCAAAAAUCUGUCAAGAAAAUUGUGCUGCCUCCAGAUUACACAAUGUUGCGAAACAAGAUUGGCAAGGGAUUUCCUUACAUGAAGGCUGACGAGUGGAAGUCUAUUUGCAAAGAAGACAUCGAAUCAGCACACACGCAUCUACAACAAUUCUGUCACAAGUGCAAGAGUUUAUACAAACUCGAUCUUCUCUCACCUAAUAUGCAUUUGCAUCUUCAUCUUUGGCAAACCAUCGUAGACUUUGGUCCCGUGUAUAGCUACUGGUUAUUUAGUUUUGAGAGGUACAACAGUAUCUUAAAGAAUAUCCAGACAAAUUGUAAGAGUGGAUUUGAGCUGACAUAUAUGAGAAGAUUUGUGGAAGAGACAUACAAAGCAGAUGUUGUUGAUCACGUUAUGGGCAUUGCAGAUAUUCACAGUUAUCUUGAUAUUUUCAAAAAAAAUCCUCAACAACAUUUGUUCUUUUCUUUUUCUCUUACCGAAUUUGUGGCUAUAACACAAGAUGAAUCAAGAAUGGUUAAAGGAAACGAGCCCCUACCACCGGCAACUUUUCCUUUGGUAGUUAAAUCUAUAUCAGUAAUGCCAGAGCAUGAGUACAACUGUCUUGUAGAAUACUACCAAGUUGUCUACAAUGACUAUAAUAUUUCAUGUUGCAAAAAAGCAAUGACCAGCCCAGCUUUUGUGAAUGACAGAAUUGAGGUGCUCAAGUCAAUUGAGAUUCUCAGGCAAGUAUACAAAGGAUGCAAUGGCAAUGGACAUGGUUCGUAUAUCCAAGCUUUGUUUCAAGAAAAUAGAACAAAUGCACGUUAUGGUUAUGUUGGUGAAAUUCAAUACAUCUUAGUACACACCUUCUCUCCAUCAACAACCACUCUCUUAUCAGCUAGCUACAACAACCAGCAUACUUUUGAUUUUGUCAGAUGGUUUAAAACAACAUCAGAUAUGCAUAGACAACCCGAAGAUAUUGAAAUCUACCAUGACAACUUCUAUAAAUUAGACUUUCAAAGUAUACUGCCCAUCCAUCGUACACUUCUGCCAGUAGCAAUCAUUGACUACAAAACCAGACGAAAUGUCAAUAGAAAGAUUGCAAUUCCUUUGCCACAAAAAAAUUAUGCUUAA